Molecule: messenger RNA, 231 nt
Organism: Prorocentrum cordatum
Lineage: Eukaryota; Dinophyceae; Prorocentrales; Prorocentraceae
Source: the annotation of a GenBank genome assembly
CACCGUCAGGCUCACCGUCUUCGUUGCCCCCGCGUGCACGAAGGAGGCGCCGAUGGCCACGCUCGGCGCGGCGGCGGGCGCGUCCGCCGGCGGGGACGCCUCGUACUGCAGCUCGACGGCCCCAGUGGCCCAGGGCAGGUACGGCUGGCUCGCCAUCGCCAUGGCUGCGCCGGUCCGCGCGGCCGAGAAGGGCGGGGGGAGGAGGAGGAGGACAACGAAAACGAGGAGGAG